AUGAAGAGCUCUCUUAUCUUUGGAUUGAUCGGCACGGCGGCUGCCGCUGCAAUUUCCGCUCCCGCCGAUGGCUGUGAACCUGAGACUGUCCCCGCCGUUGAUCAGAAAAAGCCCGUGGGAGAAAAGAAUGAUGGGAAGCUGCCUUGGCUGAAGCCAGGACAGUUUUCAGCGAACUGUGGCUCGAGCAUGUAUACCGAUGAGGCCUGCGGCACCAAGAUGUACUGCGAAGCUUUCGACGACAUUGGGAACGUCACCGACCGCAAGUUCACUUCCUCCAAGCAGUGCUUCGCUGCUCACGAGCCCGAGCCUUUGCCUUGGAGAGAGCCAGGACAGUUCGCAAGCCUUUGCGGUUCAAGCAAGUUCACCGAUGAGGACUGCGGCACCGAAAUGUACUGCAAAGCCUUUGAUAACAUCAAGAAUGUCACCGACCGCAAGUUCACUUCCUCCAAGCAGUGCUUCGAUGCUCAUGAGCCUAAGCCCAAGGCCUAA
Metarhizium acridum CQMa 102 is the source of this 489-nucleotide messenger RNA. RefSeq lists its product as uncharacterized. NCBI's taxonomy places the organism in Eukaryota, Fungi, Ascomycota, Sordariomycetes, Hypocreales, Clavicipitaceae. The record is from RefSeq and is a predicted model, not a curated record.